AUGAGCACCGUGCGCGGGCGGAUGCGCUGCAUCAAGAUCCUGCUGUUCAUCUUCAACCUGACCUUCUGGCUGGCAGGAUUGGCUGUCAUUGCCUUUGGUCUAUGGCUGAGGUUUGGUGGAGUUAUGGCAGACUUUGCUUCAGAUAAAAGGUCUCCAGAGUAUUUCUUCAUGGGACUCUAUGUCUUGGUGGGAGCAGGGGCUCUCAUGAGCACAGUUGGAUUUUUUGGGUGCUGUGGAGCAGCGCGGGAGUCUCAGUGCUUACUUGGAGCAUUCUUUGCUUGCCUGCUGGUGAUAUUUGCAGCUGAGGUCACUGCUGGAGUAUUUGCCUUUAUAGGCAAGAAAGUGGCAAUACAGGAAGCCCAGAAAAUCUAUGAAGACAUUUAUGAUGACUAUAUGAAAAACCCAGGCGGGAAGGUCAACAGAACCAUCUAUCACUUACACUUGGCUCUCCACUGCUGUGGUAAAGAUAACAUGGAACAACAAAUGGGAUUACCCUGCCCAGAGAAUAUCCAGUUGCCAAAGAACUGCCUGGUUGAAAUCCAGAAUGUAAUUGAUGCUAACCUGCAUUUACUUGGAAUUGUCGGAAUUGCAAUUGCUGGCAUCACAAUCUUUGGCAUGAUAUUCAGCAUGGUUCUGUGCUGUGUGAUCCGUAACACAAGAGACAUGAUCUAA
Molecule: messenger RNA, 672 nt
Organism: Indicator indicator
Lineage: Eukaryota; Metazoa; Chordata; Aves; Piciformes; Indicatoridae
Gene: TSPAN2
Product: tetraspanin 2
Exons: 8
Coding region: 1-672 (223 amino acids)
Cellular component (GO): membrane
Source: RefSeq, a predicted model, not a curated record